Messenger RNA from Paramormyrops kingsleyae, 1944 nucleotides. The record is from RefSeq and is a predicted model, not a curated record. NCBI's taxonomy places the organism in Eukaryota, Metazoa, Chordata, Actinopteri, Osteoglossiformes, Mormyridae.
CGCGUCCCGCAGCGCAGGCUCGGCCAGACCCGGCGGCGCCCGAGAGCCCCGACGUGCGCCUCAAAUCUGGCGUUUUAUUUCACCGCCGGGGCGUUGGUCGGCCGAAAAAAAAGUUAUCGGAUAGAUUUUUUUUUUGGCAGCGACGUUGCUGCGGGGUGUGCUAAAUGCACAGUUAAGGUGGAAUAGCGGGGUAGUCAUUUCCCAGAAAACUGUUUACUGACGCUUAUCCCAAGUGUGAUCAUUUGAUUUAAAGUCACUCCACGAUAAGGAGCGCCGUAUGAUGUAAAAGACGCCAUGGACCAGCUAGAGCAACGUGUCAAUGAGUUUUUUAUCAAUGCGAAAAAGAACAAACCCGAAUGGAGGGAAGAACAGAUGGAGGUUAUAAAGAAGGACUAUUACAAGGCGUUGGAAGAUGCAGAUGAAAAGGUCCAGUUAGCCAAUCAGAUUUAUGACUUAGUGGAUCGUCACCUCAGGAAGCUGGACCAGGAGCUGGCCAAGUUCAAGAUGGAGCUGGAGGCUGACAACGCUGGCAUCACAGAGAUCCUCGAGAGGCGUUCCCUGGAGAUGGACAGCCCGUCUCAGCCUGUGAAUAACCACCAUGCUCACUCACACACCGCCGUGGAAAAGAGGAAAUACACGACUCCGGCGCACCACACCACCGAGCACGUCCCCGAGAAGAAGUUCAAGUCGGAGGCCCUUCUGUCCACCCUCACGUCCGACGCGUCGAAGGAGAACACGCCAGGGUGCAGGAACAGCAGCUUGUCCUCUGCCUCCAACAACGCGUACAACGUGAAUUCAUCCCAGUCUCUUACCUCCUACAACUUGAGCUCCCUGCCCGCGGGGGUGGGGGCCGGGGCGGGGGCCAUCACCAUGGCGGCAGCCCAGGCCGUGCAGGCCACUGCCCAGAUGAAGGACGGCCGCAGGACCUCCAGCCUGAAAGCCAGCUUCGAGGCCAUCAAGAACAACGACUUCCCGCUGAACCGCGAGUUCUCCCUGUCCCGCGAGUCGCCGGGCUUCUCCUCGUCGGCUCUGGCCUCCACACUCACACAGACCCUGGCCCCCUCAUCCUCAGACUCCCGGGGGGGGCGCAAGUCCAAGAACAACACAAAGUCUUCAAAUCACCAGUCCUCUUCCUCGUCCUCGUCUUCCUCCCUCUCGUCCUGCUCCUCUAACUCCGCCCUCGCCCAGGAGCUGCAGCAGGUGUCAGCCCUGCCAGAGUCUGAGGCCAACAGCCAGGUGGACUGGACAUAUGACCCCAAUGAACCCCGGUACUGCAUCUGCAACCAGGUGUCCUACGGAGAGAUGGUGGGGUGUGACAAUCAAGACUGCCCCAUCGAGUGGUUCCACUAUGGCUGUGUGGGCCUGACAGAAGCCCCCAAAGGCAAGUGGUACUGUCCCCAGUGUACAGCCGCCAUGAAGAGGAGGGGCAGCCGGCACAAAUAAGCCCUGUCGCCACGGUGACGGCUUCACCUGGACCAUCCACGGCGCGCUCCCAGAAUCGCCCUCCUCUUUCCAGCCAACUCGGUCAAAGGCAGCCCCAGAAUUCUGGGGUGGGGAGGGUGACUUUAUCCGCUGUCUGUACACAGUUAAGCAGCUCCUUCUUUGUGUGUUUUGUGUAAAAGAAUCGUAAGAGCUAUUGCGCAUCUUCCAUUUAAAAAAAUUGUCAAGAGUAUUAGACCCUCAAAACUCAUAGCCGAAACAUUCCAGUCUGUUCCUCAAGCGGACUGAACGGGCCCAGUCCUGGCCCUCCCCCACACCCCUGACGUGUCUUAAACACGUAUCCUGGACGGCUCAUUGGAAGAGAACGAGGAUCAGCUAACGAUGUUCGUUGGAAAUGUCCGAGAUUGGGCGAAAUGGGCGAUAAUCUGAGCUACUUUUUCUCGAUUAACCCGCCGAUUUUUACAGCCGUCUGCAUCCACCAUGUAAAAUGUAUGAACAAAGUCA